AUGUCGCCGCGCCACGUGACGCUUCUCCGGAAGCCGCGCGCGAUUAAUCACGGCUUCGCGCCGGUCACGUCCGCGCCGCAAGGGCGCAGCGAGAGUCGCCUGACGCGCGCGGAGGACGAGGACUACGACGAGGAGGGGGCGCCGCCGACCGUCGACUGCCUGCAGGCGGCACUGCGGGACGGCGAGGACGACCGGCGGCAGGCCUUCGGCAGCCUGCCGAGGGCUCACGUGGCGCACGAGAUGACGGAGAGACGCCCUGCGGGCGGCGGGAGCUCGCCACAGGACAGCGGCCUGGUGCGAUCCAGAGCCGCCUGCCGCAGCGAGGGGGCGCUGCAAGCGGUGCGUGACUGGCCGACCCAGCUAGAGGCAGAACCGCAGCGUGUGGAGCUGCCGCAGACGGACGACUGGGAGAGCAACAAGAUCAAGAUCACCGUCAGCAGUAGCACGGACGCCAUCCAGGUGGGGAACAGCGCGGAACAGAGCAGGCCCAAGUUGAUGUACUUUGGCAUGUCGCCUUCGGCGGAGAGACACGAGUCGGAAGACGGCAAGGUGUCCGCCUUGGCGAAGGUAAAGCGGAACGCGGAGGUGAGCAUCAACGGCUCCCGCGUCAGCUACCGCAAGCCCGCCGAGGACGACCACCCGGCGAGCGGCUCAGGCAGUCGCAUUUCCUCCCCGAGCGCUGAAUCGGCCCCAGCCCGGCCCACCAAUCUCACGCGCAUCCCGACGCAGAAGCUGACCGACUUCGUCAGCUCCCUGGAGCGCAGCAAGAGGCGCCAGCUGUCGGCCAGCCGCGAGGAGAUCCUGACCGGCUCGCCGGCGCGUAGCUGUCGCUCCCAGUCGAGCGUGCUCGACGUCGAGCUGCAGGUGGGCACGGUCGAGUCAAUCUCGAUGCGCCUGCGGCCGACGCCGGCGCGGAAGCAGCAGCAGGUGCCGCGCUUCUCACCGCUCGCCGCCUGGCGCAGUCUGCACCUGGAGCCGACCGCGCGCCGCGCCUGGCGCGACGACCCCGCCCCCAAGCGGCCGCUGCGCGAGCAACUCUGCCGCCACCGGCCGAUCGCGCAGUCGGCCGACUCCGGCAUCGGUGGCGACGGCAGUCCGCCGCCGCCGGCGGAGCCCGAGCUCGGGUCGGCGCAGUCGCCGUCCCAUUCGCUCGAUCAGAACUGGAUGCUGAGUCGGAGCGUGCCGAGCUCGCUGAACGCCGAGCACGAGGUGGCCGACGCGCCGCGGGGCGCGGCCGGCGCGAGAUCAGACGUGGGCGCGCCUCCUGCCGGCCGCCACAUCAUGUACCUUCCCGAGUACCACUCGAUGAAGGUGUCGCGGGGCCGCUCCGUCUCGCCACUCGGCCGCGAGGCCGACGCCAGCCGCUGGGCGGUGCGCGGCGCGAGCGUCGAGCGCCUCUCGCCGGAGAAGCCGCCUCGAGGCUCGCUGCCGGCCGGCAGGCGCAAGUUCGCCUUCCAGAGCACGCUGCGCCUGAUCGAAAAGAAGAAGCUGGAGGCCCGACUGAGCCGCGAGGCCGAGGAGAAGGAGCAACGCCGCCGACUGGAGCAGGAGGCCAUGCAGCGUGUGGAGAGCGAGUUCCGCCAGAAGAGGAUCCGCGAGAAUGAGGAGGUGCUCCAGAAGCAUCAGUUGCGCAUCAAGGAGCUGGAGGCAUCGCAGGUCCCGCAGACCGAUCUGCCGGUGCACAAAGCGGCGGCCGACGCCCACUCCGCCAGCUCUGACGUCACCUCGUCAGGCUCCGCCAGCGACAUGGGCUUCAGCUCGCACAAAGAGUCUCCACAGUCCAGCCCGCGCAGCGCGUGCGACUCCUCGGCGCUGCCGCACUUCCAGCUGCCGGCGCGCCCUGGCGGCGGCGGCGCGGGCCUUCGCCGCGACCAGACUGACCUCUGGGAGCCGCCCGAGUGUCCGCCGCCCGACUACGGCAGCCUGCCACCGCUGCUGGACCAGAUGCCUGUGUCGUUGCCGCCGCCGGCGCCGGACCUGGCGCCGUCGCCGCCGCAGCUGACGGCGGUGAAGCAGUCGAGGCCGCGCUUCUUCGCCGGCGUCAAGAACUGGCUGCGGGGGAAGAAGGAGGCGGCGCGCGCGGCGGACAUGCUGCUCGUGCGCCGGGAGGAGCCAGAGGGCGAGGCCUCCUCCAGCCCGGACCAGGCGCCCGGGGCAGGUCCCCUGAGCCCGGCGCACUGGGGUUCCGAUGCGUCUCGGUGGUCGCACGGACCGGCUUACGGCCGGACCGCCACCGGCAGUCUGGCACUGAGCCCGGCCUCCCACGCCGGCUCGGCCGGCCAGCAGCCCAGCAGCGGCUACGAGUCGUCGCCCAGCCUCGACACGUCCAAGCGGCUGACGCAGGAGCUGACCGAGUACCGAGAGGACAGGCGCGAGUACCGCGACUACCGCACCCCGGCGCCCCGACAGCGGUACGCCCAAAGGGACAGGUCAGUCACGCCCCUGCGCCGCCCGAACGACCGCGCAGGCUAG
Pollicipes pollicipes is the source of this 2472-nucleotide messenger RNA. RefSeq lists its product as uncharacterized. Lineage: Eukaryota; Metazoa; Arthropoda; Thecostraca; Pollicipedomorpha; Pollicipedidae. The transcript is spliced from 5 exons. Bases 1 to 2472 code for a protein of 823 amino acids. The record is from RefSeq and is a predicted model, not a curated record.